This is a messenger RNA of Pipra filicauda (Wire-tailed manakin), 1125 nucleotides long. RefSeq names its product G protein-coupled receptor 160 (gene GPR160). The transcript has a single exon. The record is from RefSeq and is a predicted model, not a curated record. Gene Ontology annotation, cellular component: plasma membrane; signaling receptor complex. The coding region runs from base 1 to 1017 and encodes 338 amino acids. NCBI's taxonomy places the organism in Eukaryota, Metazoa, Chordata, Aves, Passeriformes, Pipridae.
AUGGCUGCCAGACUCUGUGAAAAUGGUUCUGGUCAGUACCACUGCACCCACGGCAACCAAACUCUUGAAACCAGCUGCGUGUUGCUCCUGAUCAUGCUCGGAAAAGUCUUCCUUGAUUUCUUCAUGUUGCAAGUUAAGCCAAAAAACGUGAAAGCCAGUUUUAUGGGAUACUUUUGCAUUUCAGUGGCACUUCUCGAUCUCACGCUGCUGCUGAUCUUCUGUUUCAUUUUCUGUUUUGAGGACUUUGCGCUCUGGGGGAUGCGGUUCACCAGGUACCACAUCUGCCUCUUCACCCAGAUCACCUCUCUCACCUGCGGGAUUCUGCACUACCCCGUGUACCUCGUGGCUGCUCUGGACUAUUACACCACUGUCUCCCAGACAUCCCAGUUCUCUAAAAGAGGCCAGAAAUUACUGUACGUGUUCGCUGUGGUGGUUAUAUGGAUUUCAGGAUUUUUCUGUAUUCUGAAAGUUCCCGCUGUCUAUGAAGAGCUGGAAAUUCAGAAGAGUGUCUCUCCUUACCAGUGCCCUGUCUCUGCCAGCCUGCAGAGCUACUCAGUCUCGUGUGCCAUGGUGCUGCUCCUGGGCACUGCUCUCCUGGCUCGCUGGAAGGAGGUGGUGACCACCCUGCUGUCUGCCAGGCUCGUCUCCAUCUCCAGUCAGCCUGCUUUGAUGUUCUCCUACACGUCCAACACCACCACCUGCUUUAAGUGGCAGCUCCUGAGCAGACUCCUCAUCUGCUUCCUUGGCACUUGGGCACCUUUAGUUGUUCUCCAGGUCGUGGUUGUGUUCCUGGGAGCGCGGAUUCCGGCCUACGUGGACAUGAACGUGCCCUGGCUGUACUUCAUCAACAGCUUCCUCCUGGCAGCCGUGUACUGGUGCCGGUGCCACGAGGUCGAGCUGGCAGAGGGGACGUGGAGCUCAGACCCGUUUGUCAGCUGGAAAUUCUGCUUUGUGCCGUUUGACAAUGAAAACACAGAGCCAGCUGAUGAGCCGGGUGUGGUGAUUGUCAUCUGUUAAUGAGCUGCUGGCUGGAAAGGCUGCAAUAAGUGUGGGCGCUGAGGUUCUGUGGCUGGGUCCUUACAGACAACACAAGGAAACAGCUCCAGAGCUACACUCCAUGGAAAA